Molecule: messenger RNA, 551 nt
Organism: Limulus polyphemus (Atlantic horseshoe crab)
Lineage: Eukaryota; Metazoa; Arthropoda; Merostomata; Xiphosura; Limulidae
Exons: 5
Coding region: 29-328 (99 amino acids)
Source: RefSeq, a predicted model, not a curated record
UAUUCAUUAAAACAGCAACGUUCUCAACAUGAAAGUAUUAUUUGCAACUCUUGUUGUGUUCAUAAGCCUGACGUUGACGAAAGGCAACAUUAUCGAUAUAGCUAUGCAAAUGAUAUGUAAGAUGAAUGUUGAGAAGCCUGAAAAAAUUAACGAGCUGAGAGAUUGUAUGGAUUCAAUUUUUAAAGAAAAAUCAGAUUUGCUUCCAGAUGCAAUUCGAGAAUGUGAUUUUGCAAAAUUUCCGUACCAGAAGUAUGAAGACUACGCGAAUGAAAUGUGCAAAGAAGAAAGAUAUGAUGAUCGUACAGGAUGUCCAGAAAUGCAUCGUUGAUAAAUUUGCAGCAGUUCACGAGGAUGUAGAAUCUAUACUCUCUGAAAUGAUUGACAAGUGUCUCUAAGGAGCCUCAACGGACCACUUAACAGCUGAUGAGGACCAGCAUCUACAUAUUACCUAUAAUAUAAUAAUUUGAAUCUGUCAUGGUUUCAUUCUUUUUGGGACAUGUUUAACUCUCUGAUACCUUUAUCUAGAAAAUAAAACUAUCAUAAAGCAACUA